Messenger RNA from Mangifera indica (mango), 1408 nucleotides. RefSeq names its product pathogenesis-related thaumatin-like protein 3.5. The transcript has 3 exons. Bases 189 to 1133 code for a protein of 314 amino acids. Gene Ontology annotation, cellular component: extracellular region. Gene Ontology annotation, biological process: defense response. NCBI's taxonomy places the organism in Eukaryota, Viridiplantae, Streptophyta, Magnoliopsida, Sapindales, Anacardiaceae. The record is from RefSeq and is a predicted model, not a curated record.
UUAAUGAGGCCAUCCAACAUUAAAAGAAAUACUAAACCCAGAAACGUGAUCUUCCUGCGAUUUAGCCCUUUUGCACUCAACAGAAUCUUCAACCUAUAAUAUGUAGCCCUUUACCCCUCUUCCCUCUUUCCUGCACCAGCUGCCCCCAUUCACCUGAUACCACUUCGGAAAAAAAAAAAAAAAAACCAAUGCUUACAACAACUUCAUAUUCAUGGACAUUGCCUGCUACACUUGUUUUUUUCCUUUGUCUCCUCUCCUGCUCUGAAGGUUCCACAUUCACCAUAACAAAUAACUGUCCCUAUACCAUAUGGCCUGGUACGCUGGCAGGAGCAGGGACUCCACAGCUUCCAACAACUGGAUUUCAAUUAGACUCAGGUCGAAGUGUGAGGAUAGCAUCUGUUCCAGGUUGGUCAGGUAGAAUAUGGGCACGGACAGGAUGCAACUUUGAUGAGUCUGGAGUUGGUACCUGUGAGACCGCGGACUGCGGUGGAAGACUUGAGUGUGAUGGUAAUGGUGCCACUCCACCUGCAUCACUCUUUGAGAUAACCCUUGGCAAAGGCAAUGACAAAGAUUUUUACGAUGUCAGCAUUGUUGAUGGCUACAAUUUGCCUUUUGUAGCUCAACCCCAUGGAGUAUUCGGUGCAUGUAAUGCCACAGGCUGCAGUUCAAAUAUAAACAUGGGUUGCCCCAAAGAACUUCAGGUGGUGGGUGCAAAUGGAGGAAAUGAAGGUGGAGGGGGAGUGAUAGCAUGUAAAAGUGCAUGUGAAGCAUUUGGCUUGGACCAGUUCUGCUGCAGUGGGGAGUUUGCUAACCCGACCACAUGCCGACCUUCCUUUUAUUCAUCCAUUUUUAAGAGAGCCUGCCCAAGAGCUUAUAGUUAUGCUUUUGAUGAUGGCACAAGCACGUUCACAUGCAAGGCUUAUGAUUAUGCCAUUAUAUUCUGUCCUACUGGUAAUGGGGUGAAGGGCUCAGGUGGUACACUUUCACCUCCAUCAAUUCAAGAUCCCAUCAGCGAGUCACCUCCAUCAAUUCAAGAUCCCAGCAUUGAGAAGGUUCAACAGAUGGUUUCCUCCUCAAACAUCAUCUUACCACUUCCAAUGCAGAUCCUUCUCAUCCUCGUAUUGCUUUUCUGAACAACAAAAGCAACUUCUACACAGAAAGACAUUACCUCUUCCUCUGAUAGUAAAUAAGGUUAAGAUUCAUUUUAAUGAAUUGAGAAUGUAAACACAGAAUUUGCAGCCAAGUCCAAGCACAGGAGGUAGUCUAACAAGGAAUUGUUCGGUCCUCAAAGGGCCAUAUAUGUGAUAAAAAUGACCUAGAGUUCUAGUUGAUCUAAGGAGAAAUGAGAAUAAAGCAACCUAUUUAUAUAUUGUUGUUGAUAAAGAUAUAAUAACUACAAUUUUCCAAA